This is a messenger RNA of Marchantia polymorpha subsp. ruderalis, 3113 nucleotides long. The record is from the annotation of a GenBank genome assembly. NCBI's taxonomy places the organism in Eukaryota, Viridiplantae, Streptophyta, Marchantiopsida, Marchantiales, Marchantiaceae.
GUGAGGAAGUGCCGAAACCACCAUGAAAGUCUACUAUCUCCGCUAACUCCGUCAAGUCAUAGCCAAAUCCCUCCUAAGUCUGAAGGGAGGGUCAAAAUGAAGUCAUUCUACCGAAGACCGGUGAAAGAAAAUGGUGGAAACCCUAACCCUAGGUGGCAAAAGCCUGAGGCCAGAACAGAACAGAACCAUGGGACAGGGUUGGCAAAAUGUACGGGGUGAUGAAUGUGGCAAACAUUCUUCGUGAAUUGACACACUGGGAAGAAAACGCGAAGCAGUUUUGAAGGGGCUGUGCGAAUAUGGCAGCCCGCAGGGCAGCUCGAGGCGUCCUGCGAGGCGUUCUCUCGUCUUUGCUUCACAGAGAAGCAGUGCCAGCUCUGAAUUACUCCUGCCAUGGCGUCUCCAGGUCGAAAUUGUUCUAUGAAUUUUCAUCAGCCAGGGGCAUGGCUGGCCUUGCCCAGCCUGCACAAGAGCGUGAGCCUUGGCGACAAGCCAUGGAGAAAGUGCGGAAUAUCGGUAUCUCGGCUCAUAUCGAUUCAGGAAAAACGACCUUAACUGAGCGGGUGUUGUUCUACACCGGUCGGAUUCAUGAAAUUCAUGAAGUAAGAGGGAAAGAUGGCGUGGGGGCCAAGAUGGACUCAAUGGAUCUGGAGAGGGAAAAGGGAAUCACCAUACAGUCAGCUGCUACUCACUGCACAUGGGGCGAUUACCAGGUCAACAUCAUCGACACACCUGGACAUGUGGACUUCACCAUAGAGGUGGAGAGGGCGUUGCGAGUUCUGGAUGGGGCUGUGUUGGUGUUGUGCAGCGUGGGAGGUGUUCAAAGUCAGUCGAUUACUGUCGACCGACAAAUGCGCCGGUACAAUGUCCCACGAGUUGCCUUCAUAAAUAAACUCGAUCGGAGUGGAGCCGAUCCCUGGAAAGUAAUAGAUCAACUGAAGAAAAAAUUGAAGCUGAAUUGCGCCGCUGUGCAAUACCCAAUCGGCCUUGAAACUGAACUGCAGGGUCUGGUCGAUCUCGUUCAAAUGAAAGCCUUUAUUUCAAAAGGUGCUCACGGGGAGAACGUGGUGGAAGAAGAAAUUGCUCCAGAGAUGCUCCAGAUAGCCACUGAGAAGAGACGUGAGCUGAUAGAAAUUGUAUCAGAAGUCGACGAAGAACUCGCUGAAAAAUUUCUGAGCGAUGAACCUAUUUCUGUUGAUGAACUUGAGGCGGCUAUUCGGAGAGCAACAAUAUCUUUGCAGUUUGUACCCGUUUUCAUGGGAAGUGCUUUCAAGAAUAAGGGUGUUCAGCUUCUCUUGGACGGAGUAUCCAACUUUUUGCCCUGUCCACUCGAAGUGAGCAAUCAUGCGCUUGAUCAAAACAAGAACGAGGAGAAGGUGAAUCUGUCAGGCUCUCCUAAUGCCCCUCUUGUUGCACUAGCAUUCAAGUUGGAAGAAGGACGUUUUGGCCAGCUUACAUACCUUCGGCUGUACGACGGAACCAUCCGCCGAGGUGAUUAUAUUGUAAAUUCAACGACAGGUCGGAAAGUGAAGGUACCAAGGCUCGUUCGUAUGCAUGCAGAUGAUAUGGAGGAUAUUCAGCAAGCUGGCGCAGGGGAAAUUGUUGCUGUGUUUGGCGUGGAAUGUGCCUCAGGUGACACAUUUACUGAUGGAUCAGUCAAGUAUACGAUGACAUCAAUGAAUGUCCCGGAGCCCGUUAUGUCUCUUGCUAUCGCGCCAUCAUCAAAAGAUGUUGGACAGCAGUUCUCAAAGGCUCUGAACCGCUUCCAAAAGGAGGAUCCAACUUUUCGUGUCAGUCUUGAUCCCGACAGCGGGGAGACCAUCAUUUCUGGGAUGGGAGAGCUUCAUCUUGAUAUUUAUGUGGAGCGAAUCAAGCGGGAGUAUAAGGUAGAUGCUAUAGUUGGAAAGCCUCAGGUAAACUUCAGAGAGACUAUCACCCAGAGGGCAGAAUUUGAUUAUCUACAUCGGAAGCAAAGUGGUGGGCAGGGACAGUAUGGACGUGUUGUCGGAUAUGUAGAGCCUAUAGAAGAAGGUGACUUAUCAGGAAAGAAGUUCGAAUUCAAAAAUAUGAUGAUCGGACAAGCCAUACCAUCGAACUUUAUUCCUUCUAUCGAGAAAGGAUUCAUCGAGGCUGCAAAUUCGGGUUCUCUUAUCGGCCAUCCUGUAGAGAACUUAAGGGUUGUGCUGACUGAUGGAGCUUCACAUCAAGUUGAUUCCAGUGAUCUAGCUUUCAAGCUGGCUGCUUUGUAUGCGUUUCGAGAUUGUUAUCAAAAAGCAAGACCGGUUAUACUGGAACCGAUCAUGCUUGUGGAAAUGAAGGCUCCCAUGGAGUUUCAGGGUCCGGUUAUCGGAGAUAUUAACAGGAGAAAGGGUAUCAUCGUCGGAAGUGAGCAGGAUGGAGAUGAUGCGGUCAUUACUGCACAUGUUCCGUUAAACAACAUGUUUGGCUACUCAACUGGAUUGCGGUCUAUGACCCAAGGUAAGGGCGAGUUCACCAUGGAGUAUCACCAGCAUGCUGCAGUACCACAGGAUGUCCAAGCCCAGCUAGUCAAAGAAUUUCAAAACAAGAGAGGUUCAGCCUAGUCACUGACACGAUGUGACAUGUGGAUGCCUUUUGAAGACCGGGGCGUCUGAUAUAUUCGGACAGAUUUUGUUUAUCUAUGGAGAUUAGGAUAGACUUCGUUUGCUUUUUCUACUCAUUAUAUAUUGUGAUGUCCUUAAGAAAGGACCGUCGGCAGGAGGAACUGAAAGUAUUUUCUGUUAAGUGACAUUAGACGUUGUUACAAUGAGGGUACAUUUAGAUAGGGGACAUUCAGGCGCAUGACCUGAAUAACUUGAGUUAGUCAUUACGAACAGCUUCUGCAGAGCCUGUUGUCUUGGCAUUUUGAUCCGACGUCGAAGAAGCCUUCAACAUUUUAGAAUAGAAACAUAGAAAGAACAAUCAGCUUAGCACUGAAACGCCGAAGCAUAUUACACCAGGUUAAGUCGUUACUUACUAGGGGCGUAUAUUGACUGAAGCUUGUGCACAAGAUGGCGAAGUUCGUCUGUCAUAAUGUGUCGUGCACAUACUGAAUAAAGACUUGGUGCUAAACAAAACCAAGGUAACGUUCCCACGCA